This is a messenger RNA of Coregonus sp. 'balchen', 3100 nucleotides long. Lineage: Eukaryota; Metazoa; Chordata; Actinopteri; Salmoniformes; Salmonidae. The record is from the annotation of a GenBank genome assembly.
AUGAUGAAGUGGGCUGUCGUCCUGUGUGCCCUAGUGGUCCUCUCCGAGUGUAAUACCAAGUAAGUCCCAGUCCUGUUCUAUUCUUCUUUUUAAUUUUAUUUUCUGUCUGCAUAUUCUGUUUAUUGUUGUCAGCACCAUUUCACCAGGUCAAAUUCCUGGUACAUGUAAUUGGCGAAUAAAGGUGAUUGUGAUUGUGUGUUUUUAGGAUCUCUCUGAUCAAGGGGAAGACUGCCAGAGAGACCCUGAUGGAGAAGGGUAUAUGGGAGGAGACCAGGCUGAAGUUCCCCUACAACCCUAUGGCCAAGUUCUACCAGACCGGUGAUGAGGCUAUGACCAACGAUGCUGAUGUAAGGCAGAGACAGAACCAGUAUGGUGAUAUACUGUAUUAGCCUGGUGACUGAUCCCAGAUCUGUUUUUGCUGUAUAGUCAAUGACCAAGGGAGUUGUCUACAGUGCAUUCGGAACGGAAAGUAUUCAGACCCCUUGACUUUUUCCACAAUUUAUGACGUUACAGCCUAAUUCUAAAAUGUAUUAAAUAAAAAUUGUCCCCAUAAUGACAAAGCGAAAACAUUUUAUUUUAUUUUGCAAAUGUAUAUAUAUAUAUAUAUGUUUUUUUUUGUUUCGUUUUCUAAUCCUUUAUAUAGAUAAGUAUUCAGACCCUUUGCUAAGAGACUUGAAAUUGAGCUCAGGUGCAUCCUGUUUCCAUUGAUCAUCCUUGAGAUAUUUCUACAACAUGAUUGGAGUCCACCUGUGGUAAAUUAAAUUGAUUGGAAAGGUACACACCUGUCCAUAUAAUAUCCCACAGUUGACAGUGCAUGUCAGAGGAAAAACCAAGCCAUGAGUUCAAAGGAAUUAUCCGUAGAGCUCCGAGACAGGAUUGUGUCGAGGCACAGAUCUGGGUAACGGUACCAAAACAUUUCUGCAGCAUUGAAGGUCCCCAAGAACACAGUGGCCUCCAUCAUUCUUAAAUUGAAGAAGUUUGGAAACACCAACACUCUUCCUAGAGCUGGCCGCCAGGCCAAACUGAGCAAUUGGGGAGAAGGGCCUUGGUCAGGGAGGUGACCAAAAACCUGAUGGUCACUCUGACAGAGCCAAUCAGGCCUUUAGGGUAGAGUGUCCAGACGGAAGACACUCCUCAGCAAAAUGAACAUGACAGCCUGCUUGGAGUUUGCCAAAAGGCAUCUAAAGACUAUCAGACCAUGAGAAACAAGAUUCUCUGGUCUGAUGAAACCAAGGACUGGACUCUUUGGCCUGAAUGCCAAACGUCACGUCUGGAGGAAACCUGGCACCAUCCAAAUGCACUGUAUACAACACAAACAGACCUGGGACCAGGCUAGUCUAUAGACUAUAUGAUUAUUGUUUCAAAAAUGUCAUUACAUGUUGGAUAUUGUGACUGCAUAGUUUGAACCCAUUGACUCUACAGUUUGUGUUCAUGUCUUGCUUACAUUAAAUGCACACUGGCAUGAUCAAAUUAAUUAUGAGCUUAGAGUUGAGCAUAUAGCCAUGCUUCUUGACAAGAUACUAGCUACAUAGUUAGACAAAUGCCUGUUUCUUCAUAGUACUCUGAAAGUUCACUUGUGUGACCCUGACUUACAGUACAUCUCUGUUUCAACGUCUCUCUGCAGUUGUCCUACUAUGGUGUGAUCUCCAUUGGAACCCCUCCCCAGUCCUUCAACGUCAUCUUUGACACUGGCUCCUCCAACCUGUGGGUUCCCUCUGUCUACUGCUCCAGCCCAGCCUGCCGUGAGUAUAUUGUAGGGGUCUGGAGGAAUACUGUUGACGUUGGAGAAUAGCUAUAUUUCAAAUUGUUUCUGAGUAGUCUCUUGUGACAGAGUUGCAAAAAACUGUUUCAUAUUGAGUACCUAGCCAGAGAAUGGGGAGACUUGGUUGUGGGUUGAGGUUAGGGGCUGAGGGGAGCUCCUUGAGAUUUACAGCAUAAAGGGGUUCGCUCAACACAAUGAAACAAUAGAAUAGGAGGAAUGUAUUUUUGUAUUGUCCCAUUUAGAGCGUGGAUUGUGGAAAAUAGCUCAAUACAAACGAAGAAAUGAAUGUUCAGUUUUGCAAUGGCAUGGUGUGUACUUAAUGAAGAUGUUCAUGUUUUGAAUAGAGAACCAUGCCGAAUUCAACCCUGCACAGUCUAGCACCUUCUCAUGGACCAACAAGCCUGUUUCCAUUCAGUACGGAACUGGCAGCAUGACUGGACAGCUGGCAUACGACACUGUUUCAGUAUGUAAAGGUAGCUAGCUACACAUUAUUGUGAUACAUCUUUUUAUUGGACACUUUCAAAUACAACAUACUGUACAUACAUACAAUACAACCACGAAAUAAUAUUCCACUCAGCACCCGUCCUCCCCUAAACGGUCCCAUUUUAUAACAUCACAUGCUAUAAACAAUACCCAAGGCAUAUUAGUAACUGACUCCAGCAGAUAACACAAAGAAAUAUAAUUACUAUUUUGGGUACACUCAAUAUGGCCUCGGUCCACACAUCACCAAACAACUGACUUGAAUGGGAAAACCCAUUCUAGUAAUUCUAUUUUCUAUGGUGCCAGUGGACUGAUUGCCUGCUGUUCUGUGUUUCCAGGUGGGAGGUAUCUCUGUGACUCAGCAGAUCUUUGGUGCCAGUCAGACCGAGGCUCCCUUCAUGGCCAACAUGGUUGCCGACGGUAUCCUGGCCUGGCUUUCCCCAACCUGGCAGCCUCUGGGCCACACCCGUCUUUGACAACAUGAUGACCCAGGGCCUGGGUGUCCCAGAACCUCUUCUCUGUCUACCUGAGCGGGUAACAUAGUAACUGUACAAAUACACCUGGAUGGGAGGUGGCAUUUCUCUUAGUUGUGAUAUUAAUAAAUAAGAAUGUAACCAGUGAAUUGAUAUUAAUACAAUGUAUACAACUGCUUUAAUUGUCUUUGAAGGAGAGGUACAUCCAUUUCAAAAUGCGUUGAUGAUUAAACAACCUUGUUGACCUUUCUCCUCCUCCAAUAGAAACUCAGCAGAGGGUAGUGUGGGUCAUUCGGUGACAUCGAGUCUAACUACUACACCGGGACAGAUCACCUGGAUCCCCCUGUCCUCCGAGACCUACUGGCAGAUAAACAUGGAACAGUAG